Molecule: messenger RNA, 2280 nt
Organism: Callorhinchus milii (elephant shark)
Lineage: Eukaryota; Metazoa; Chordata; Chondrichthyes; Chimaeriformes; Callorhinchidae
Gene: chpf2
Product: chondroitin polymerizing factor 2
Exons: 4
Coding region: 395-2233 (612 amino acids)
Cellular component (GO): Golgi cisterna membrane
Molecular function (GO): glucuronosyl-N-acetylgalactosaminyl-proteoglycan 4-beta-N-acetylgalactosaminyltransferase activity
Source: RefSeq, a predicted model, not a curated record
GCGGUGUCGGGCGGCGCUGCCGCUGCUGUUGGGGCUGUGUCUCGGCUGUAGCCUCUCUUUGCUGCGGGUGUCGUGGCGCGAGGCCUCCGGGGAGGAGGGGUGUUGGGCGGUCGGGGGUCGCGGUCUCCCGGGGCUCGAGCAGCGCGUCCAAGAGCGCGACUUCGAGCCCCACAUCGUCCCCUAUAACCGGGGCCCCGACACGCCGCACCGCAAAGUGCUCAGGACGAGGUACAUCCACACUGAGCUGGGGACUCGGGAGCGGUUGCUGGUGUCGGUGCUGACCUCGCGGGGUGGCCUGGGGUCUCUGGCGGUGGCCGUGAACCGCACGGUGGCCCCUCACUUCAGCCGCCUGCUGUACUUCACGGGCCUGCGGGGGUCUGCGCUGCCCCAUGGCAUGCAGGUGGUGGUCCUGGGGGACGAGCGUCCGGUCUGGCUGAUGUACCGGGCGGUGCAGUACCUUCACCAGCACUUUGCCGGCCACUACGACUGGUUCUACUUUGUUCAGGACAACACCUACACGUCUGCGGAGCGGGUGAAGGCCCUGGUGUCCCGGCUCAGCAUUGACCAGGACCUGUACCUGGGCCGGGCCGAGGAGUUUAUUGGCGGAGAUGCCGAGGCCCGGUAUUGUCACGGUGGCUAUGGUUACCUGCUGUCCCGCCGACUCCUCCUCAGACUCCAGCCGCACCUGGACGCCUGUCGGAACCACAUCCUCAGCUCCCGGCCCGACGAGUGGCUCGGCCGCUGCCUCAUCGACUUCACUGGGACUGGGUGUGCCAGUCGCCAUCAGGACGUGUGGUACCGCUCCUUCGCGUUGGGGAAGAACACGGAUGUGGAGCGUGAGGAGAGCGUGGAGUUCAGGGCUGCCAUCACCGUCCACCUCGUCCCUGAACCUGGCCUCAUGUACCGUCUGCGCCGGCGUUUCAGCCAACUCGAGCUGGGCAGGACCCAGCGGGAGAUCGAGCGGCUGCAGGAGGAGAUAAAGAACCUCAGUAAGCUGACUCCGGAGGGGGAGGCGGGGGCCACCUGGCCUAUCGGGAUCCCCCCACCGUUCAGACCCCAGACCCGCUUUGAGGUGAUAAACUGGGACUACUUCACGGAGGACCACCUGUUCGCCUGCGCCUGGGGGGGUCCGAAGUGUGAGCUGGGGGGUGCCAGCCGGGCGGACGUAGCCGAUGUGAUCGAGACGGCGGUGAGAGAGCUCAACCACAAGUACCAGCCGCUGCUUCACUUCCGCAAGAAGCAGCUGCUGAACGGCUACCGGCGGUUUGACCCCACGCGGGGGAUGGAGUACACCCUGGACCUGGUGCUGGAUGCCCGCACACAGCGAGGCCACGGCCGGGUGCUGGUCAAGCGGCUCAGCCUCCUGCGGCCGCUGGGCAGUGUGGAGAUCAUCCCCAUGCCCUACGUGACGGAGGCCACCCACGUCCACAUCAUCCUGCCGCUCACCGUCCACCAGCGAGACUUUGCCGCCGGUUUCCUGGACGUCUUCGCCCUGAACGUGCUGGACGCCCGCGACAACGCGCUCCUCACCUUCCUCUUCAUCUACGACCCCUUCGACGCUCAGCGCGUGAGCCAGAGCGACGUCUUUGCGGGGGUCAAGGCCGCGGUGCUGGAGCUGGAGAAGAGAUACCCGGACGUGAAGAUCCCCUGGAUCAGCGUCCAGACCGACGUCCCAUCACAGGUCAAGAUCAUGGACAUUAUCUCCAAGAAACACCCGGUGGACACCCUCUUCUUCAUCGCCAGCGUCUGGACUGAGGUCAACAAUGAGUUCCUCAAUCGCUGCCGAAUGAACACCAUCACCAGUUGGCAAGUCUUCUUCCCCAUUCACUUCCAGGAGUAUAACCCCACCCUUGUGUCCCGCGACCCCCAGGCCCCGCCCUCCUCCGCCGAGUUUUUCAAGGACGGACACUUUGACCGUCAGAUCUUCAAUGAAGCUUGUUUCUACAACUCCGACUACAUGGCGGCCCGCACCAAGAUGGCGGGGGAGGUGCUGGACAACACGGAGCUGCUGGAGAGCAUGGAGGUGUACGAUGUCUUCAUCAAGUACUCGGGUUUGCAUGUCUUCAGGCCUGUGGAGCCUGCGCUGGUGCAGAAAUAUGCUCACCGCACGUGCAACCCAAGGCUCAGCGAGGACAUCUACCACCGCUGUGUGCUCAGCAACCUGCAGGGCCUGGCCUCCCGCUCACACCUCGCACUCGCCAUGUUCGAGCAGGAGCAAGCCAACAGCACAUAGACCAGACAUGCAGGGCAGGGCAGGGCUGGGCCGGGCAGGGCUGGGCC